Messenger RNA from Fraxinus pennsylvanica, 1494 nucleotides. NCBI's taxonomy places the organism in Eukaryota, Viridiplantae, Streptophyta, Magnoliopsida, Lamiales, Oleaceae. The record is from the annotation of a GenBank genome assembly.
AUGGGAUAUAGAUUCCUGAUCAAUUUCAAUGCAAUUCAAAAAGUCUCCAAAAUCUCAUCAUCCUACUCUUACAAGAAUUUAAAUAAUCCCACCGCUGCACUCCUUGCUCUCAAUUCUGAGUUAUAUGGGAAUUCUAACGACAACCCGAAUUUCAAGGUUCACAAGCGGUGGCAUAUAGGCCAUUCCCACCACCAGCAUGACCACCACCAGGAUCUCAGCUCCGGCAAGGAGGGGGACAAGAUUUUCCGGCUUGGCCUAGCUGCUGAUGUUGGCUUGGCCACCGGUAAAGCCUUGACCGGUUAUCUUUCCGGUAGCACUGCUAUUAUUGCUGAUGCGGCUCAUUCAGUCUCCGAUGUGGUUUUGAGUGGGGUGGCAUUGUUGUCCUUCAGAGCUGCCAGCGCACCGAAGGACAAAGAACAUCCAUAUGGACAUGGUAAAUUUGAGACAUUAGGAGCUCUUGGAAUUUCUACUAUGCUUUUGGCUACUGCUGGAGGCAUUGCAUGGCAUGCUUUGGACAUCCUAGCCGAAAUGUGGUCUGUUGCUCCUGAGAUAGUUAAUCAGUCCUCAACUCAUGACCACGUGCACGGCCACCACCACGGUGCACAUCACCAUGGAAUGGACAUGGAACACCCAAUUCUGGCUUUGAACAUGACUAUAGUAUCCAUAGCUGUUAAAGAAGGGUUAUAUUGGAUAACAAAAAAGGUGGGGGAAAAGACGGGCAGUGGUCUUAUGAAAGCCAACGCUUGGCAUCACCGCGCUGAUGCAAUUUCAUCAGUAGUUGCUCUCGUAGGGGUUGGUGGAUCUUUUCUUGGGGUGAGAUUCCUGGAUCCUCUUGCUGGACUUGUCGUUUCAGGAAUGAUCUUAAAAGCUGGACUUGAAACUGGUUACCAAAGUAUCUUGGAAUUGGUGGAUGCUGCUGUUCCAUCACAACAACUAGAACCUUUUAAACAAACAAUUCUAGGAGUUGAGGGAGUCAAAGGAUAUAAUCGCCUGAGAGGAAGGAAAGCUGGUUCAUCUCUGUAUGUUGAUGUAGACAUUGAGGUAGAUCCCUUUUCUAGUGUUAGUGCUGCACAUGAUGUUGAGCAUAAUGUUCGUCGUCAACUUCAGCAGUCCCAUCCUGAGAUAGCUGAAGUGUUUAUACACGUAGAGCCUUCGACUUCUGAGAUUCCAUCAAGUUUAACCAAUCAUCAAGGAAAUAAGAGUAAAGAUCACCAGAGCAGUACUGUCGAGUUGGAGCAAACAGAUGUUGAAGAUACUGUUUCCAAUAUUUUAUCAUCUAAUUUCUUGGAGAAAAUGGUGGUUGAGCGCAUAACACGCCAUGUGUUGCAAGGGCAGAUUUUCCUUCAAAUCGAGGUCUCCAUGCCCCAGGACAUGUUAAUUAGCGAGGCCGUGAAGGUUGCAGAAGAGGCAGAAAAAAAGAUUUCAGAAUCCGUAUCUAACACUGUACACAUCUCCAUUCAGCUGCGACUCAGGCAUCAAAUACCAGAGCUCUAG